Messenger RNA from Ochotona princeps (American pika), 1155 nucleotides. RefSeq names its product zinc finger protein 510 (gene ZNF510). Gene Ontology annotation, biological process: regulation of transcription by RNA polymerase II; central nervous system development. Gene Ontology annotation, cellular component: nucleus. The transcript has a single exon. Lineage: Eukaryota; Metazoa; Chordata; Mammalia; Lagomorpha; Ochotonidae. The record is from RefSeq and is a predicted model, not a curated record. The coding region runs from base 52 to 1107 and encodes 351 amino acids. Gene Ontology annotation, molecular function: RNA polymerase II cis-regulatory region sequence-specific DNA binding; DNA-binding transcription factor activity, RNA polymerase II-specific.
CAACACUCUGACCUUAACCAGGAUGGGAAGUCCUUGUUUGGGAAAUCAGUUAUGGAGAAAUGCAAGAAACUUAAAACUGUGAAACGGUAUGAAUGUAACGUGUAUGGCCCUAGUCUCAACGGGAAGUUGUACCUUCCUCAAGCUCAGAACACGAUCCCAAGUGACAAAGCACAAACUGGGGAUAAGUCCUUGGAAUUGCACGAAAAUAAGAAGUCCUGCCAGCUGUCCACGCACAAAACACGCCCAAAAGCUCGGUCUGCCAUCAGGGCGUAUAGCUGCAAUGAGUGUGGGAAGGCCUUCUGUCAGAAGGGGCACCUGGCUCAACAUCACAGGACACACACAGGAGAGAAGCCGUUUGAAUGCCAUGAUUGCGGGAAAACGUUCUCCCAGAAGUCACACCUCAGCACACAUCACAGAAUCCACACAGCCGAGAAACCCUAUAAAUGUGGUGAGUGCGGGAAAACGUUCGUCCAAAAAUCAACGCUCAGGGGACACGAGCGGAUCCACACGGGAGAGAAGCCCUACGAGUGUCCCGAAUGUGGGAAGACUUUUGUUCAGAAGUCCACCCUGAGAGAUCAUCAGAGAACUCACACUGGGGAGAAGUCAUUUCAGUGUGCCGAAUGCGGGAAGACUUUUGGCCAGAAGUCCAACUUAAGAAUACAUCAGAGGACUCAUAGCGGGGAGAAGACUUACCAAUGCACUGCGUGUGAAAAAUCCUUUUGGCGGAAAGACCAUCUCAUUCAACAUCAGAAAAUUCACACAGGAGAGAAACCGUUCAAAUGUCAUGAAUGUGGGAAAACUUUCGCCCGGACAUCAACCCUGCGGGUGCAUCAGAGAAUUCACACUGGAGAAAAGCCAUUUAAAUGUAAUGAAUGUGGGAAACAUUUUGUCCGCAAAGCCAUUCUCUGUGAUCACCAGAGAACUCACACGGGGGAGAGGCCCUUUCAAUGCAACAAAUGUGGGAAAAGUUUUGGCCAGAAAUCCAACCUUAGGAUACAUGAGAAAAUUCACAAUGGGGAGAAACCGUACGAAUGUAGUGAAUACGGGGGGUUUUAUGAGAAAUCAGCGUUGUAUGAGAGGAUUCAGGGAGGGUUAACACUCUGUUGAGGUCGUAACUGGAAAACCUCACAAAAUGACAACCCUAUUUAAAGAAUA